This is a messenger RNA of Pelobates cultripes (western spadefoot toad), 25376 nucleotides long. NCBI's taxonomy places the organism in Eukaryota, Metazoa, Chordata, Amphibia, Anura, Pelobatidae. The record is from the annotation of a GenBank genome assembly.
UUACAUUCUUAAAGCACAAUAUAGCAGUAAGGAGACAGACCGCCUUAAAGAGCAGGCUCCCUGCCAGUGGCAGAGUUAGACUAAGACGUAGAGGCAGAGGGGAUAAUAUCGUAUCUGUGAAGCUCAGCUCACUCUUUGCAUAGAGACACCACCUGUAAACCACAGACUUUCCGCAAAGGGUUCCCAAACAUGGCUCUGGUUGAGAUUAUGCGUCUUUGGAGUGAGGGGGUAGUAGCUGCAGAAAAGGGGGAUUGGAAUGAGGCCCUAAAAUGUUUCACCUCCAUCUCAGACCCUCGAGCCAAAAUUUGCUUCAACAUUGGUUGCUGCCAUCUUGUGCUGGAAAACUUACAACUGGCUGAGGAGGUGAGUAAAAAGUAACCAUUACACAUUAAAAUCAGGGAAUAUUUUUUAAAAAAUGUGCAGUCCUACAGCAUACCACGGUUUUAGACAUCUUGCAACACCUGUAUUUGCUGUCGUGGCAUAACAACUUGUAUGUCAAACCUUUUGCACACAAAAAAAAAUAGAAUAAAAAAAUCAGGGAAUAAAACUUAAUAAAUGGAUUGGAUACAAUUCUAAUGGAACGUUAAGCAAACAAUAUAAACAUUUAACUACAAAUUACUAAACACACACACACACACACACAUACACCAAAAACAGUGACAUUUUAAAAGCUUUAACAUGUUGCCAUGACAACAGGAGUAUUUGACCUAUGUCUAUCCUUUCUCUGUGUCACAUGACUACAUAUUAACAUUAAUACUGUUUGUUAAAGUAGCAGUUUGUAAAACAAUUUGUAAGACAGCAGUUUUUAUUGACACGGCUCUGUGCGUGCUAUUUUUUUGUCCCCAGGGUCAACAUAACUGAUAAACAACACCAUUCUCUAAACUUAGCAAACAGCAUGUUCUCAUAAAAAUCCAAGGUUAAUAACAAGAACUAAAUCACUUCCAAUAUAAAGUUGCUCAUACAAUGCAUUAAACAAAAGCAGGACACAGUCUAAAAUGAAAUAAGAGUAAUGCUAAGGAUUUUUACCUGGCUUAGAUCACUAACAAUACCAACGGAUCUUAUGCUACAUUGUUUCUUAAAAAUCCUAGUUAACCUUAAAUGGUUACUACAAGCGCCAUGACAACUCCAAUGUUUCAAAGUGGUUAUGGUGCACAGAUUCUGUAUGUACAGCAUUUCAGUGUGAAAUGCUGCAUAUACGGAGAAGUUUAAUGUUGCUGUCAGAGGUGUAAAUUCGCCUCCAACAGCCUUCAUUAGUCAGCCAGCAACAUUCUCAGCCCCAGAAUGAAUGGCAGUCUAAGCAUCCAGUUUCUGCAUCUCUGUGGUAGCCAUAUACCUUUUAACAGACAUGAGAGGAGGCUUCGAGGUAGGUGGGGCCCAUGUAAGAGGCAAACCGUUGUAAAACAACUUGCCUUCUUAUUGAGGAAUGGUACCAGGACACUGCUGGCAUCACAACCAAUACUGCAGGCUUUAGUCGUUAUGAUGCUUGGACUAAUCAUUUAAAGGGGAACAAUGAUCAAAAGUGCCCACCUAUUACUUUAAUUAAUUAAACAUCUUAAAAAUCUAAAAAAGAUUUUAUAUAUAAUUUUCAAUGUUCCUGUCUAGUGAUGUCCCGAACGGUUCGCCGAGCGGUUCGCCACGGACUCCAGUCAGCAGACACAUUCCAGCCAAUCAGCAGCAGACCCUCCCAACUCCUGGACAGCAUCCAUUUUGAAGCUGCAUUCUUAGUGAGCUGUCCAGGAGGUGGGAGGGUCUGGGAGGGAGGGUCUGCUGCUGAUUGGCUGGAAUGUGUCUGCUGACUGGAGUCCACGGCAAACCGUGGCGAACCGCGUCGAACCGUUCGGCGAACCGUUCGGGACAUCACUAUUCAUGUCUAACAUGACUUUAUAGUUGAACCCCAAGCCCUCUCGGCUCUUUCUGGGAGCAGAAAGAGAUCCUUUCCAGGUUUGUAACUGGAACAAGUUGGACAAACAUGAAGCAUUAAAGUAGGAAGUAAAAAAUCCUACUGGUCUGUGCUCUAGUCAGGUAAUUGACAAAUAUCUGUAAUGACUUUAACAAAUUGUGGCAUUCAGAGCUGAGUGAAAAUCAGGGAUACAGACGGUCUGCCACAAAAACAACAAUAAUGCCAAGUUCGUAUGGAGCCUAGACUGACCCAUUAAACAGUAAUAGGGAUUUCUUCCCUACAUAAGCCUUUUGACCUCUCACUUUCUUUACAUAUAUACUAUGGCUUGAUAAUAUAAGAAAGAGGCAACCUAAAGCUGUUUUCUAAGACCUGCUACCAUCAUUCCCUGCAUCUCGUUGUGUGUUCUAAAUUGUUAGUAAUUUUUGGGAGAACUUAUAAAAAUGUUGUAAAAACAUUAUUUUGUUUAUUGUGUGUGUUACACUUUGCUCCAGAUCUGAUUUUCAUAAGUAAAGUCUUGUUUUCCUGUACACUGUAUAAUGAUAGACCUGAAGCUAUUAUUAUUAUUGCCAUUAUAUGUAGUGCUUUACAAUAUUAUGAGGGGGGAUGUAACUAUAAAUAGGACAAUUACAAGAAAACUUACAGGAACAAUGGGUUGAAGAGGACCCUGCUCAAGAGAGCUUACAUUCUAUAGGAUUCUCAUGGUUUCAUCAAACUUUAAAUUUUUAAGGUGUUCUGCACAUAUUGGGUGAAUUAAUCAUCAACAUCUCUGCUCUUUAGGCAUUCACAUUAACCAUAGAAAGAGACAACCAUUUGGCUGUAGGAUAUUUCCAACGUGGCCUGGUCUUCUUCAAGAGUGGCAAGUAAGAAAUAUCGGACACUGCAAGCAUUAUAUAAAAAUAUAAUAAAAGUGGUUGUGUUUCUAAAUCCAUAUUAGAUUUUAUGAUCUGUCUGUUCAAGGUUUUUAUCAGAUAAGACUCCUAUAAUGCUGAAGGACCACCAAUAUUAUAUAUUGCUUAUGACACCAAUUAACUUUGUAAAAAACAGACCUUUUAAAGUAUACAGCUUUUUUCCUGCAAAGGUUCCUUUUGAUAGACAGUCGCUGGAUGUUACAUUAGGAGUUACCAACAGCUAGCUCGCAAGGUGUUGUAAUCCCAAUACCCAUAAUGCUUUGUUUCUCAGCCUUUGCCAUGCUGUGUAGACUAUGUGUUGAAUGCCCCUGUAUCAGAGCAUAGCUACAGCAAGGCAAAUAUUUAGCAUUUGAUUAGUAAAGGUCAACGUAUAUGGUGGUUGGGUUAACAAAGGUCAAUGUAUAUAGUACUUGUAUUACUAAAGGUCAACGUAUAUAGUGCUUGGAUUAAUACAGGUCAAUGUAUAUAUAGAGCCUGGGUUAAUAAAGAUCAAUUUAUUUAGUGCUUAUAUUAAUAAAGGUCAAUGUAUAUAGUGCUUGGAUUAAUACAGGUCAAUGUAUAUAUAGUGCUUAGGUUAAUAAAGAUCAAUUUAUAUAGUGCUUGUGUUAAUAAAGGUCAACAUAUAUAGUGCUUGGGUUAAUAAAGGUCAACGUAUAUAGUGCUUGUAUUAAUAAAGGUCAAUGUAUAUAUAUAGUGCUUGGAUUAAUAAAGGUCAACGUAUAUAUAGUGCCUGGGUUAAUAAAGGUCAACGUAUAUAUAGUGCUUGGAUUAAUAAAGGUCAACGUAUAUAGUGCUUGUAUUAAUAAAGGUCAAUGUAUAUAUAUAGUGCUUGGAUUAAUAAAGGUCAACGUAUAUAUAGUGCCUGGGUUAAUAAAGGUCAACGUAUAUAUAGUGCUUGGAUUAAUAAAGGUCAACGUAUAUAGUGCUUGUAUUAAUAAAGGUCAAUGUAUAUAUAUAGUGCUUGGAUUAAUAAAGGUCAACGUAUAUAUAGUGCCUGGGUUAAUAAAGGUCAACGUAUAUAGUGCUUGGAUUAAUAAAGUUCAAUGUAUAUAUAUAUAGUACAAUGUGUACAGUUUGGUUUAAUAACGGGAACGUUAUAAAAGUUUUGGAUUAAUAAAACAAACCAGGAAGUCAAAGUAUAUAUCAGUGUAAUAAGAAAUGUCAAAUUGAACUAGAACUGUAGGCUAGUAUUAAAUCCAACAUGGUAAAGGUAUGUGCAUUAUUCUACCAUGCUGCUACGGGUUACAAAUUAUCACCUUGUUAUUGUGUCAGAUACAUGUCAGCAUUACAAGACUGGGUACGGACCUUCACAGAAAUGCGUGGGAACCAGCUGAUUGACUACAAAAUCCUGGGGAUGACCUUCCAGCUCUACAGCUGUGAGGUAAGAAGAUUAUGAAAAUCAUUAAAAGAGGAUCAGCUUCAGAGAAACAAGAUGUAUCAAUUAUAUGUCUGUUCUCAUGCUGGGCCUACAGUAGUUAAUUGUGAGUUUUUUUAGCUAUGUUGUAACUUUACAUGGCAGAAUUGGUAACAGGUUUUGCACUCAGCUGAUCCUCAAAUGUUGACUUACUUGCUUUUAAAUAGAAGUGACAUGCGCAGUAGGCCACUUGACCAAUACAGUUUUAAAACAGAAAAAUCGUGAAAACAAUAUUUUAUUGUUUAUCACUUUUAUUAUUUUAGAGAUAUGUUGUAAUAUAGGCUCUUUGUGUAUUAUAUUCAUAAAUGCACAUAUGUAAAUGAACAGUUAUUUUCGGUUCAUCUCCCAGCUUACCUUUGUUCCAUGGGAACCACCAUGUUUAAGCACUCUCUGGUCGGACAUUAUCUGACCAAAGACUACAUGUUACUUGAACAGCUGAAAAAAACAGUCUCGGAAUGUUUUUUCUUUCCUUUUUUUGAUGCCAGACACUUGCACAUGAAAUCAGGAUUUGUGAACUUGCAGUAGCUCUCAGUGGCCUAUGAUCUCAUAAGUGGUGCUUCCAACCAAUAAGAAUUUAAAUAUGGCUGCUUUAAAUUCUUAUAUAAAUAUGUCUUCGUAGUCCUUUAUUUUUAUUUUUUUGGUCAGAUUUUGUAUAAUAUCGCUCUGGCGCAUGCCAAACUGGGAGAAUGGGCCAAAUCUGAAGAAAAUCUCCUUCUAGCUCUCAGUCAGAAAUCCGAGCCCCGACACAGCACCAAGAUUGAUAAAGCUCUUCAAAACAUCUUGGUAAGUAUUAUGUGAGUUACUGUGUUUAGGUUAGAUUUGUACCAGUCUAUAAUGGAAAUGAAAUGAUUUUAUCUCCCGCCCAGGUUUAAGAAUGCGUAAACAUGUUUAAUAUGUUCUUCUGAUCUAUGUAAAGUUUUUAUAUUUUAUUGAUUGGGUGAUUGAUUAUAGGGACUUUUUGAUAACUUAUUUAAAACCAUCACUACGGAUAUAGGGUACUUAGCUGGAGAUGUCCUUAUAAGAAAGACUCUCACAAUCACUUCAUAAGUGAUCUCGCUUCUUGGUGGAAGUGUCUUUUUUUUAAAUCCAAAUGAUGCAGAAAUGAACAAUCCUAUAAAUAUAGCAUAGAAAUGCUAUUUUAGGAUCGGAAACUUUUCAUGACAACUGACGUUGAUGCACACUUUACUAAUCGGGAAGUUCAAGAGCACUUCAUGGAAAGAGUGCAAGACUUAAAAAUAAGUUAAAGAUAACUUAAUUUUAUGUAAUUGCACAACAGCAUAAGUCAGCAUUUUAGUCCCAUUACCAAACCUCCUUAAUAUGUUAAGAUAAUACGAAUGAAACAUUGUAUAUAUGCCAAUGAAUAUUUGCUUAAAACAAAGUUUUGAGCUUUAAAAAAAAAAAUCAUUUACAUUUAUUUUGAAGUCCUAUAACUGCUUUCCUUCACAUCGAGAAAUAAAUUUAUAUUUUAAUAUACCUUUUCCACCUUAUAUCUGCAAGGCUUUGCUGGCGCAUUAUAUUUUAGGACUGAGCAGGUUAUAAAUCUGCUGAACUCUCAAUGCUUUUGCUUAUUACUAGACAUAUAACUUUUUAAACAUGUGUGACGGCUUACUCUAAUCUGUCAGCAUCAAAGUGCAAAUGUAAUUAGAAAAUGACUUUAUUUUAGAAGACAUUUCUUUUUAUAGCUGGUGGAUUUUGUAAAAUUAAGUAAUCAUUUCUGGAUGGAUAUGACUAAUAAUUCUUUCAUUAAUAUUUAAUAUUUCCUUUUAGAAACAAAAAGAUUUUCCUCUGGCGCAAAUGCCAAAGGGGAAGAUGUUCCAGCCCAAUGAAAAGCUGAUUGAGCAGCUGGAUAAGAGAGAUUUCUUGGGCAAAGCUUUGGUAUGUCGGGUCAAUGCAAUAAUAACCACAAGCCAUUAGAAAAUGGGCAAUGGGAUAUAAUCUCUGGUAUAUAUCACAUAAAGAGAAAUUGUGAUCUGCCAAAUAAAUAUAUAUAUAUAUAUUCAUCUGUAAUAGUUUAAUCAAUGAGACUCUUUUUGAAGACAUAUCUGCUGGUUUAAUACAAUGUGUGGUAGAACGUGGUGAUAACCAUAUAUAAGGGUGUCACAAAUGACAGAAUGUAGCUUACAUAGAGGCAAAAACCAUAACCCCCAUGCCUUGUGAUGCAUCAUUUCCCAAUCUGGGGUACUCAAUGUUUUGAGGUCAGCUCAGGCUACAACUUUAUAUGAAGUGCCUGGUGUAGAGACUACCUUAGACAAAUGUUCAACUCAGAGAGUGUCUUUUAACUGUAGCAAUUUGCAGUUUUAUAAGCCCAACUGCAGCUGUAAGCCAGCCCCUCAGUGCUGUCAAUCAGGCAGUUGGAACAACGAACCCGUUAUUUAAUACCACUUUUUGACAAAGUUCUGUCUCGUUUUAUAUUACAGGUUGUAGCUUCUGUGGUUGAUAAGGACAGUUUUUCUGGUUUUGCUCCUCUGCAACCUCAGGUGAGCACUUGUGUCUGCUUCUGCUUUGAUAGUAAUGGUAGUGUAGGCUAUCCGCUAUACAUGGAUAUAAUGCAUUCUGUAAGUAUCAUUUCAAACAUGGUCUAGAAUACAAAAUGUACUGUCUGCACUGCCAGUGCUAAUUCAUCAAGUAUGUGCUUACAAACUACUUCCUUGCAAGAAUAAAAUAAAAAGUAUAAAAAUAUACAUUAUUCAAGAUAUGUAUUGAAAUCUAACCACUCGCUGAUGGCAUAUAUCCAACCAUGUAGUGCAUAAUGUGUGCACCCAGAGAAAAUUACCAUCUACAUUUUACUUUAUAAAUACAUCUUUAUUUAUGAACUAUAUUUCUCUUGAUGCUCAGUCAGCCGGAAGGAAAUAUAGUUCAGUGUGGCCCAACAAACCCAGCACAGUGAUCUGUCAGAACUAAUGGAGCACUAUCCAAACUGGACAGCAAUGUACCCACUCCUAAUGCUCUUGGCCCAUCACCAACAUGUAAGAGGGAUGGAUUUUCCCUCCUGAUGAUGUGCAAGUGUAGUUUAUAUAAUAUCACAGUGGAGAAAGGCAAGGGGGACGAGGGAGGGCCCGCAAACUUCUUACACCUCUAAAAAAUAAUGUGCCAAAAAGCGGGCACAGGCAUUGAUAAAAUUAUAGCCUCCUGCCACUAGACUGAGCUGAAAUAAUUAUUGUGCUUGGAGUGACCCUUAAAACAGCUGUCUUAAACCCCCUUAAUUUCAAUGUGGCGUAUAUCAAUAAAGUUAAAGUUCUAAAUCCUGGGUUUAGCGAAUGGCAUAGAGGGAACAUAUUUUACAAGUGGGGCUUUACCGUCAAUACAUUUGUAGCUGAUAUCAUGAAAGUAACCCUUUGGUAUUUCCAUAUAGACCAGAAACCCCCCACCUCGUCCAAAAACCCCAGAAGUCCUCACGUAAGUAACAUUUGGGUCUUAUAUACAAUUACAAUUUGAAUUAAAUCAGCUAUUUUAGGUGCAGAAACAAACUCAGACCUAAUGUAUAGAAUGCAGGUAGAAAUACAGAGGAUUUAUAUUUUUUAGUUUUUCCAUAGGGCCCGAGGGGCAAUCUCCAGGAUGUAACAAUUUUACCAGCAGCAUUUGCUUCGGCAAUGGAUUGCGUGGUGACUGCUGGUGUAUGUUGGACAGGAUUAACCUAAGUAUACUGACAGAAAAUUGGUUUAUUUGCUAAAUUGAGGAAGAUAUACCUAAGAAUUACACAUUUUACACCAAAAUCGCCAAGUAGUAAACGUUCUCUUACUCAACUACUUUUCCAAUCUGGCUAUUGGCUUGCUCUAGAGAGUAAGCCCCAUAUUUACUGUAUACAGCAAGUAUAUCAUCUGUGCUGGUCAUAUCUCUAGUACACUUUUUAAUAAACAUUCAAGUAGAACUCAGCUUUUGAAGAUCUAAAAGGUAUUUAAUGGACAUUAACUUUAUGUCUUAGAUCUGUCUUUGUUUGAAACAUAGCAGGUGAAAGACAUUGGGUUAAAAUAUCAACAAAAGACAUGAAAAAAAGUCUUACGUGUAAAACGUUUGCUUGUGUAUCCUACCAUAUAUGUGUAGGUGGCUGCACAUGAGUAAUGGAAAGUUAUGAAUUUGUGAAAAUUUGAUCCCCCCCCUUCCCUUUCUAUUUUUUUCCCUUUGAGGCAGUGGGGUGUAGCGGAGAGGCAGUAUGAUCCACGAUAUCUCCGCUGGGUAACAGGAACAACAAAGGAUAAUCCAGGGAAUCAGCAUAUAGUAAUCCAAACAGCACUGCAGUAACCCUUCCUUCCCAAGAACUAGACGACACAUAGGCUGGGAGUCAACUGAGGUUUUAAUCACAGGUCACAGUAUUUAUGCAAUUCCCCAUGCAAGGGGUUUCCAAACUGACAUCACAGGGGUUGUACAGGAGGGGACUACAUGGGGGACUUACAGUACCACAUAUUUCUCCCAUCAGGCACCGCUGCACGAGAGGGAUCAUCCUCCCAGAAUGCACCGUUAAGGGGAUUAUCCCCUCGUGCAGCAGAACCGGCAAUUCACAUAAAAAUCUACAACUGGUAUAAUAUACGGUGGAUUUACACGAAUGGACGUUCGGUAGAUAGCUGGGGUCUGGGUGCAUCAUUCGUGAGAUUGCCGCUCAGAUCCCAGCUAGAAUAACCAAACGCCGCACAGAAAACACAUUUCUUUCCAAACCCACGAAAAGAACCGAUUGCUUUUAGUGAACCUGGUCCUGAAACUCCCGAACGUCCUGGAGGCUCAGCGGUGUUCGUGCCGUCGAAUAACUGUUGGUAAUGCUAUGCGUUCGACGACACGGACCCGCUGAAGAACCAGGGAUCCAAGAUGGCCGACCGCCGCAUGGUCGGUAGUCGAACGACGGCCACCCAGGAGAGCCUCUAAUAACCGAUUGCAACAAUGUUGCAAUCGGUUAACUAGCGCCACACGCCUCUAAGUGUGUGGGCUAUUAGGGGGUAUCGCAUUCGUUUCACGAACGGCCCUCCAAAGUGCCGUUCGCGAAACGAACGGGAAUCCCCAUACAAACCGCCAUUUGCAUUCGGCGGAACAGAUAGGUACAGGUAAUGCAGGGAAUACAUGAAGCAGGCACAUACAGUUACAACGCAUCUCUCUCCAGACCUAUAGGCAACCCUUAAAGGCAUAGUGUCCAGUUAUAGUCCGAGUGGCUAGGUUUGCCACAAUGCUCCCCCAGAACCAAGCCGGCAUACACAGUCUGAUCCCAACGGAUCGGCUUGGGGAUGUCCGGAGGAGUACUCACGAAUCACGGCUCCAAGUCUGUUUGUCUAGACAACCCGUCGGCGUUGCCAUUCUGCUUCCCAGGGCGGUAGUGGAUAGUAAAGUCAAAAGGCUGCAGCGCCAAACUCCAGCGCAGCAGCCUGGCAUUGUCUCCGGACACCCUGUUCAGCCACACCAACGGGUUGUGAUCCGUGAGUAAAGUGAAGGGUUGCCCGUAUAAGUAGGGUUGCAACUUCUUGAGGGCCCACACCACAGCCAGGCACUCCUUUUCAAUGGCGGCGUAGCUUACUUCCCUGGGUAAAAGUUUUCGGCUUAGGUAAGCUACGGGGUGCUCGCCGCCAUCGGGUCCAACUUGGCUCAGUACUGCUCCCAAUCCAAACAUAGAAGCGUCUGUGUGGACGAGAAAGCGUUUAGUUGGAUCAGGAGCAGAAAGUACAGGAGAAUUAACCAGCGCCGUCUUGAGCUGUUGGAACGCCUGCUCACACUCUGGGGCCCAGACUACUAACUUAGGGAGGUUCUUGCGGGUCAGGUCUGUGAGGGGUUUGGCGAGGGCGCUAUAGUUGGCCACAAACUUCCGGUAGUACCCGGCGGUCCCUAAAAAGGCGAGCACUUGGGUCUUGGUGCGAGGGGUAGGCCAUUGGGCGACUGCCUCUAUUUUAGCAGGUUCGGGUUUCUGUUGCCCACUCCCUACCCGGUGUCCCAGAUACUGGACUUCCGCCAUACCGAUAUGGCAUUUGCUGGGUUUUAGGGUCAGUCCGGCCUCUCGGAUUCGGUCUAGAAUGGCUCCUAUGUGAACCAGAUGUUCGUGCCAGGAGUGGCUGAAUAUGGCGAUAUCAUCUAGAUACGCGCAGGCAUACUCCUGGAACCCAUCUAACAGUCUGUCCACCAUUCUCUGGAAGGUAGCUGGAGCGUUUUUCAUCCCGAAUGGCAUAACCUUAAACUGAUACAGGCCAAACGGGGUGACAAAAGCCGACUUAGGGAUGGCGUCGUCCGCUAAGGGAAUCUGCCAGUAUCCUUUGCACAAGUCUGUAGUGGUUAGGUAUUGACCCCUGGCCAUUUUGUCGAGGAGUUCGUCUAUUCAGGGCAUGGGAUAUGCGUCAGAGGUCGUUUUAUCGUUGAGCCGUCGGUAGUCUACGCAGAAACGGGUCGUCCCGUCCCGUUUCGGCACCAGUACUACCGGGGAGGCCCAGGGGCUGUCCGAGUGCUCUAUUACUCCUAGCUGAAUCAUCUCCUCAAUUUCCUUGCGCAUAUUCUCCUUGACUGCUUCUGGAGUGCGGUAGGGGGUCGAAUCUAACGUUUCUACCUUAUGGGUAGCCAACGGGGUAUAGCCGGGUAAAUUGGAAAACGUGGCCUUCUUUUCCCGAAGCAACUUUUGUACCUGGGCCCGUUCUUGGGUAUUUAAUCUUUCUCCUAACUGUACCUCUCCCAGAUCUCCGCUCUGGCCCUCUUGGUCUAGGAGAUCGGGUAGGGGUAGGUUAUCAAAAUCUUCCGUGGCAGGGGCACAGAUUGCGGUGACUUCCUCAGUCCGUUCGUGGUAUGGCUUGAGCAUGUUCACAUGGAGCAUGCGUUUGCCUCCCACGCCGGUAACCGGGCCGAUCACAUAGGUGGUGUCACAGAUCUGUUCCACCACCUUGUAUGGGCCCUGCCAGGAAGCCUGCAGCUUAUCUUUGUGGACGGGUCGCAGGAUUAGGACUUUCUGCCCCACCUGAAAGCUGCGGUCCCUGGCUCCCUUAUCAUACCAUCGGCGCUGUCGUUGUUGCGCUACCUGGAGAUUGUCUCGGACGGUCUGGGUUAGCCUCUCCAGGCGUUCCCGGAACUCGAGCACAUAUGGUAAGAUAGGGGUGCCAUUAACGGUUUCGUCUCCCUCCCAGUGUUCCCGUAUCAAGUCAAGAGGUCCCCUCACUCUCCUCCCGAAUAAUAAUUCGAACGGAGAGAAUCCGGUGGAUUCUUGUGGCACUUCUCGAUACGCGAACAGUAGGUGGGGUAAGAACCGCUCCCAGUCCUUUUGGGUGUCCAUGAACGUGCGGAUCAUUUGUUUCAGGGUUCCGUUAAAUCGUUCACAGAGCCCAUUGGACUGGGGGUGGUAUGGGGAGUUGAGGAUUUGUUGUAUCCCACAUAUUUUCCAGAGCUGAUGGGUCACUUCCGCAGUAAACUGGGUGCCUCUAUCGGAGAUAAUCUCCCGGGGAAAUCCUACCCGGGUGAAUAUCCUCAUCAGGGCUUCGGCUACCGUUUCUGCGUGUACGUUCGUUAGGGCCACUGCCUCGGGGUACCGGGUGGCGUAGUCCACCACAGUUAGGACAUACUUCUUGCCGGAGGGGCUGGGUUUUGCGAGGGGACCUAUAAUGUCUACUGCCACCCUACUGAAUGGUUCUUCAAUGAUGGGCAGAGACCGUAGUCGGGCUUUGUAUCUGUCCCCCCUCUUGCCUACCCUUUGGCAGGUAUCGCAGGUCUGACAAUACCGCUUAAUAUCCUGGGAAAUACCUGGCCAAAAGAAAUUUUGGGUCAGCCUGUGCUUGGUCCGACUGAUGCCUAAGUGUCCAGACAGGGGGAUGUCAUGGGCUAUGCGUAACAGCUCUAACCUAUAUUUUCGAGGCACUAUUAGCUGUUUAAUGGGCAACGGUAUUGACCCGGACACUACCUUCUCUGCGUGCCGAUAUAGUAGCCCUUUGUCCCAGAUAUACCUUUCCCCCUCUAACCCAGCUUGAUUUUUAUCCAUGCGAUCUUUGUACACCUGUAACGAAGGAUCUAGGGCUACUUCGGCCCCGAACUCUAUGGAAUUGGCCCAGGGCAGGGUAGGGGGUAGGGGAGGGUCAUUGCUUACCUGAGCCUCAGAGUGUUCGAAUGGUGCAGUGGUGCGGGCCUGUUGCCGGGUCACAACCGGGUAUGCUUCUUGUACGGUGGGCUGGGGAACAAAAGCCGAAGUCAGCUCCCCCAAAUCGUUGCCCAAAAUCACAUCCGCUGGCAAGUCUUGCAUCAUCCCCACAUAUACAUUCCCGUGCCCCGCUCCCCAAUUCAAGUGCACCUUGGCCGUGGGUACUUUGUAAAUGGCUCCCCCAGCCACCCGCACAGCCACACAGUCCCCCGUGAGCUUGGGCUUUGGUACCAGAUGACUGCGUACUAGAGUUAGGGUGGCUCCCGAGUCACGAAGUCCUUGCACUUUCCUCCCCUCCAUGUGUACUUCCUGGCGGUGCCCUUGGCGGUUAUCGGAGGCGGCCUGGAUAGGGUUCCCCUCGUGUAGAGUACCGAGGGGUUCCUCCCGGGUCAUCCCCAACUCCAGAUUUUGGUCGGAUUCGGUCUGUAGACAGUGGAUUGCGGCACGGUUGUUCGGGGCGGCGUUAUUCCAGCUGGGUCGAGGCCGGUUCCGUGGGCAGUCUCUCUGGAUGUGCCCCUGUUGGUUGCAGGUAUGGCACCGGAUUGGUGGACGUGCUGAAUAUCUGGGGGGGUAGGAAUUCUGAUUUACCCCUGGUCGCUGGUACGUUGCGGGGCCCCCUGGAGGGCUGGCCGUUGUAGGGGGGAUGGUGGUUCGGGUUGGUAGGGGUUGAUCUCUCCGAUUGUCCUGGAAAUCGUCUGCCAUAUUAGCCGCUUCCUGCAGGGUGUGUGGCUUUCUGUCCCGGAUCCAGUUUUGUAGGUAGGUCGGGACGCCAUUGAAGAAUUGUUCCAGUACCAUUAGCUGGAACAGACCCUCCAAUGUAUCAACUUGGGCGGCCUCCAGCCACCCUUUGGCAGCUCGUUGUAGCUGGUGCGCCCACUCCACAUGGGUGUCCUUACUGGGUUUUUUAAUGUCCCGAAACUUCUUUCGGUAUGCCUCUGAGGUGAUGGCAUACCGGGCUAGGAUGGCCCGUUUUACUUUAGCGUAGUCUCUACUAUCCUCGUCUGGUACUGCCCGGUACGCUUCGGCGGCUCGCCCAGAUAAUCUCCCCGCUAGUAGGGGUACUCUAUCUGCAUCAUUAAUCUCGUGCAGCAAACACAGUCUCUCGAAAUCCUGUAAAUAGUCGUCAACGCCACCCUCUGUCUCCACAUAGCUUUUGAAGGCUUGAUAUGGGAUUUUGGUUUUCCCUGGGAAACUAUGGACUGGCGUUGCGGCUCUUUCUCUGGCUUGCUGGUUUCCUGGCGGUCCCCUAGCCAUAAUGUAAUCCUGUACAUCGGCGAACAGCCGGUUAAACAUUUCUGUAGAUGGUGGUUCCGGAAAUAAAGCCAGUCGUGCUCGGAAUUCCGCUGUAAAUUCGUUGUUUUGUCCCUCCAUUUGAGGUGCUGCAGCAGCUGCGGCUCUGUCUCCUUCCAUGAGCUCCGUAAUUAGGACAGCCUUUGCCUUGUUACUGGCGAUUGCUCCUCUUGCUUCCAGCAGCUCCUUUAAUGUGCUCCGUUUUAGCAGGGUGUAAUCUGUUCCCAUUCACCUGCUGUUCGUGAGGUUUAUUCGAAUGCGCUGAUUCCCGAAUGCUUGUUCCUUGAUUCGUUUAAAAAUCUGCCGAACGUUGCUUUGCUGUGUAAAUUCAAUCCCGUCGCUUGCCACCAAUUGUAGCGGAGAGGCAGUAUGAUCCACGAUAUCUCCGCUGGGUAACAGGAACAACAAAGGAUAAUCCAGGGAAUCAGCAUAUAGUAAUCCAAACAGCACUGCAGUAACCCUUCCUUCCCAAGAACUAGACGACACAUAGGCUGGGAGUCAACUGAGGUUUUAAUCACAGGUCACAGUAUUUAUGCAAUUCCCCAUGCAAGGGGUUUCCAAACUGACAUCACAGGGGUUGUACAGGAGGGGACUACAUGGGGGACUUACAGUACCACAUAUUUCUCCCAUCAGGCACCGCUGCACGAGAGGGAUCAUCCUCCCAGAAUGCACCGUUAAGGGGAUUAUCCCCUCGUGCAGCAGAACCGGCAAUUCACAUAAAAAUCUACAACUGGUAUAAUAUACGGUGGAUUUACACGAAUGGACGUUCGGUAGAUAGCUGGGGUCUGGGUGCAUCAUUCGUGAGAUUGCCGCUCAGAUCCCAGCUAAAAUAACCGAACGCCGCACAGAAAACACAUUUCUUUCCAAACCCACGAAAAGAACCGAUUGCUUUUAGUGAACCUGGUCCUGAAACUCCCGAACGUCCUGGAGGCUCAGCGGUGUUCGUGCCGUCGAAUAACUGUUGGUAAUGCUAUGCGUUCGACGACACGGACCCGCUGAAGAACCAGGGAUCCAAGAUGGCCGACCGCCGCAUGGUCGGUAGUCGAACGACGGCCACCCAGGAGAGCCUCUAAUAACCGAUUGCAACAAUGUUGCAAUCGGUUAACUAGCGCCACACGCCUCUAAGUGUGUGGGCUAUUAGGGGGUAUCGCAUUCGUUUCACGAACGGCCCUCCAAAGUGCCGUUCGCGAAACGAACGGGAAUCCCCAUACAAACCGCCAUUUGCAUUCGGCGGAACAGAUAGGUACAGGUAAUGCAGGGAAUACAUGAAGCAGGCACAUACAGUUACAACGCAUCUCUCUCCAGACCUAUAGGCAACCCUUAAAGGCAUAGUGUCCAGUUAUAGUCCGAGUGGCUAGGUUUGCCACAUGGGGGCUGGAAGGUCAUUUGAGAUAUUUGUAAGAACCCAGUUUGUCAUCAGAUGCCUAUUUUAAUUCCUUCUCUAAUGUACACACAAUCUCAUUUGCUUAUACAUACACAUACAACAAACACUCAUUUAUAAAUACAUGUUCUCUCUCCUUCUCACACAAGUUCACUUGGAUCUAAUGAUCAGAAUAAUAAUAAAGUAUUUAACCAGGAAAGGUACAUUCAGACUACUCUGGUUUUCAAGUACAUCCUAUCUCACUCUCUCUCUUAGGACAUUGCAGGGGGAGCCGCACAGAGUCCUGUUUGAGUUUAAUCCCGAGACCUCGGAAGAAAUACAGGUUAUGCCAGGAAACAUUGUGUUUCUCGUCAUGAAAGGAGCAGACAACUGGGCCACUGUCAUGUUCAAUGGAAAGGUAAUCGUAAUUCAAGGGCAUUUUAAGAUCUAGUGGUUCGGGGAAGGUAGUAUGUCAUUUUAUAAUGUAUGUAUUGACAUAUGUUUCUUGGCCCAUUGGAACUCAGUUCCUGUACUAUUUGCAGAGGGAACAGAGUUCCCACUAUUCUUACAGUGAAGGGAGUGGCUUUGCUGACAGUACAACAUUCAUACAAAGCCCUGGACUUUAUUUUUUGAACCGCAGGAAAAGCAAAUUAAGAAGUGCUCUACCUAAAUCUUUACUUAUGCAGUUUUUAAAUCCUCAAUUCUCUGUAUAUAGUCAUCCCAUUGUAUAGCGCUACGGAAUUUGAUGGCACUAUAUAAAUAAUAAUAAUUAUAAUAAUGUGCUUCUCCCUUCACACAAAGCUGCCAUCAUUUGACACACUUAGAUGCUGUUUGGGGUGGUAAGGUCAAAUGGCCCUUUAACAGCCAGCUUCAAUUUCCAGUGUGUUAAGAGUGACAUUUUAUUCUAUUUGAUUACAGAAUUUGAAGAUCUGUAAUGCUGCAAUUUUCUCAUUUGAUAAUUAAAUCACUCAAACUAGCCUGUAUAAUAGCAUUAAUGGUGGGUACAUGUAUAUAUAUAUUCAUAUUCUUAUUUUAUUAUUAAAAUGUUUUAUUAUGCUAUCCCAGCAGGUAUUUUAAAAUGAAUAUACCCAAACCGCUAAUUGCACUGCAUAUAGACAAGGGCUGCCCAAUAUGUAGACCCCAGAUGUGGUAGAACCGUGAUGCUUUGCAUGUCUUUAGAAUGACAACACUUCAUGGGAGUUGUAGUCCUUCCCCAUCUGGGAAUCUACCGAUUGGGCAGCCCUGAUAUAGACAAUAUAUUGCAUUUACACAUUCCAAUAUGCACCUCACUGCGCACAGGGUUUAGCAGACUUGUGUGUGAAUUACAAACACGUAAAAAUGGAUUUAAGUGUAAAAGGUUUUUAUGAAUCCGUGAUGUCUCCUCAAGGUUAUGGGUGCAAUCUUGUGGCUGAUUAUCUAUAAAUGGCCAGUAGAGGGGGCAGGCUGCUCAAAGCAAGAUGGUAAUAAAUGCACCAUUGUAGGAGUAAAAACAAAACUUAAUAUAUAAAAGGCAGACUAAAAAUGUCCAGGUGCCAACAAAGAGAAAGAAAUUAUGUUACUGUCAGCAUUAUACCUGGGGUUGAAAGAUCCACCAUGAUUUCCUUGUCCACCAUUACUUCUCUAUGUUGAUGGGCGGUACACAUAAAGUAAAGUAUAGACCCCAUUUUAUAUACAUGGUUAGAUGCUGUCCUUCAACAGGCUCACCCCUGAUUCCAUUCAGGGAAUAAUUCAAACUUCCAGUGACCUUUCCCAGGAAUCAAAUAUCAAGAGGAGGAAAAAGAAAAUAGCUUUCCUUUGAAAGACUGGAAAUGGCACACACUAGGGCAGAGGUGAGCAACCUUUGGCACUCCAAAUGUGAACAACAGCAUUGUUGUAAAAACAUUAUGGAAGAUGUAGUCCACAACGUCUGGAGUGCCAAAGGUUGCCCACCUUGCCAGUCCUCAGGAUUGCGCACUGACGAAGCAAUCACUAUUCCUAAAAUAUUUGCAAACCAUGCAUUUCCAAUACAUUUCACCAAACACAUCUUUACAACUCCAUCUCAAACCAAACACUACCCUUAUGUGUAUCAUAGAGAUAAAAAUAAUUUAUAAACUGAUUGGUACUCGUGUAUGCUAGACUUCCCUUUACUUUGGAAGGAAAUGUAUCAUAGUGGUGCAAAAAAAAGAGGAGGCGUCACUAAUGGAAUAUACCUACUGGUUCCAAUGGUUUUCAUGGUGAUUGCCCAACCAUUAGUACUUUAGCUCACUUUUCAACUCAGAUAAAACCUCCACCAUUAAAACGGUUGCAGAUAAUAACCAAUACAUUGGGGUUUAUUUCUCCGAAAAUAAACACUUUUCUAGAUCACCUCUCCAUAGAGUAGACACAGACCUCAGGCUGAUUCACAAACCAGAAGUGAUUCAUCUUGUGUAGCUCUCAUUACAAUCAUGACUCUAAAUUAUUAACGCCAGUAUAACGAAUAAUUGCUGGCUUUUACCGGGCUUGCCCUGUGAAUAAGAGAGGAAGGACCUGCAGAGAAACUGGAAUCCAUGUCCACCAAUCCAUGAUGGAAAGCUUAUCAGCCAACACCUUAGAAGGUUAAAUAAGAACAGACAGGGAGCUAGAAUAUAGGGAGACCUACAGGUGAUACUCCAAAAAAUUAGAAUAUCGUGAAAAAGUUCAUUUAUUUCAGUAAUGCAAUGUAAAAGGGGAAACUAAUAAAUGAGAUAGGCGCAUUACAUGUAAAGCAAGAUAGUUCACGCUGUGAUUUUUUAUAAGUGCGGUGAUUAAGGCUUAUAACUCAUGAAAACCCCAAAUCCACAAUCUCAGUAAACUAGAAUAUUACAUGCAAUCAAUAAAACAAGGAGUGUACAUAGAACAAUAUCGGACCUCUGAAAAGUAUAAGCAUGCAUAUGGACUCAGUACUUGGUUUGGGCCCCUUUUGCAGCAAUUACUGCCUUAAUGCGGUGUGACAUGGAAGCUAUCAGCCUGUGGCACUGCUGAGGUGUUAUGGAAGACCAGGAUGCUUCAAUAGUGGCCUUCAGCUCUUCUGCAUUGUUCGGUCUCAUGUCUCUCAUCUUUCUCUUGGCAAUGCCCCAUAGAUUCUCUAUGGGUUUCAGGUCAGGCGAGUUUGCUGGCCAAUCAAGCACAGUAAUACCACGGUCAUUGAACCAGGCUUUGGUGCUUUUGGCAGUGUGGACAAGUGCCAAGUCCUGCUGGAACAUGAAGUCCGCAUCCCCAUAAAGCUCAUCUACGGAAGAAAGCAUGAAGUGCUCUAAAAUCUCCUGGUAGACGGCUGCGUUGACCCUGGACUUAAUGAAGCACAGUGGACCAACACCAGCAGAUGAUAUGGCUCCCCAAAUCAACACUGACUGUGGAAACUUCAUACUGGACAUCAAGCAUCUUGCAGUGUGUGAAUCACCAUUCUUCCUCCAGACUCUCUGGGUCCUUGGUUUCCAAAUGAGAUGCAAAAGUUGCUCUCAUCAUAAAAGUGGACUUUGGACCACUGAGCAACAGACCAGGUUUGUUUUGUUUUUCUUUAGCCCAGGUAAGAUGCUUCUGACGUUGUUUGUUGUUCAGGAGCGGCUUGACAAGAGGAAUACGACAUCUGAAGCCCAUGUCCAGGAUUCAUCUGUGUGUGGUGGCUCUUGAUGCACUGACUCCAGCCUCAGUCCACUCCUUGUGAAAGUCCCCAACACUUUUGAAUGGCCUUUUCCUGACAAUUCUCUCCAGGCUGCGGUCAUCCCUGCUGCUUAUGCACCUUUUUCUUCCACACAACUUUCUAUUAAUGUUCUUUGAUACAGCACUUUGGGAACAUCCAACUUCCUUCGCAAUUACCUUUUGAGGCUUUCCCUCCUUAUGGAGGGCGUCAAUGAUGGUCUUCCCCAUGAUUGUGAUUCCUACUGAACCAGACUGAAAGACCAUUUAGAGGCUCAGAAACCCUUUGCAUGUGUUAUGGCUUACUUAGCUGAUUAGAGUGGGACAAUGUGGGCCUAGAAUAUUGCACCUUUUCACAAUAUUCUAAUUUACUGAGAUUGUGGAUUUGGGGUUUUUAUGAGCUGUAAGCCAUAAUCAUCGCACUUAUGACAAAUCACGGCUUGAACUAUCUUGCUUCACAUUUAAUGUGUCUAUCUCAUAUAUUAGUUUCCCCUUUUACGUUGCAUUACUGAAAUAAAUGAACUUUUGCACAAUAUUCUAAUUUUUCGAGUAUCACCUGUAAUGUAAAUAAUUGUGUUUACAGACAGCUGGUGAAGUAUUAAGUAUUGUGAUGCUGGUGGACCACCAGUGUUCUAACCUCCAGUCCUGAAAAGCUUCUGUGGACAUCCACCAAUCAGGACAGGGAGGACUAUUACAAUUAAACAUAUGGGAUAACAGGGGCUGAAGCCAUGGGAAGCACUAUCAGGAUAUCCCAGAAAAACUAGGAGGGCCAAAUUAGGUUAUUUAAAAAAAAAAUCUAAACCUUUAAAUCCUAGGUUCUGGUCUCUUUGUUUCCUGGUUGCACCCAAAGUACCAGAAUCUUAUUUCUUCAUUCGCGGUCAAUAUAAGAACAUUCUUAACUCGACCCUUUACAUUUAAAAUAUAAAACCAAAACAGGUUAAAAUGCUGAAUAUUCUAUUCUUGCCAAUGUACUAUUGACAUUUGUAAUAUGAAGUGUUCACCUCUAACAGUUUUACAGUUUGCACGUUAUGGUGAAUUUUGUUUUAAGCUUUGCACAAGGACAAAGGAUUUUCUCAAACUCACAUAAAGCGCUACAGGCCAAUAGUAGGAUUUCUAUCACUCUGGACAAUUUUCCAUCAUAUUCACCCAGACUUCUGGCCAAUAAUAUCUCACACAGAUCAAGUAUCAGUACAGUAUAUGUACAGUUGGGCUUAAUGUUGUGAAAGCAUCAUAGGAGUUAUUUUUCAACAGCUGGGGUUCCAGCCUUUGGUCAAUCCUUAGGUAUAUGUUUUUUCCUCCAAAUAUACAACUUGUACUUUUCAAUCAGGUGCUUUCCUGCCGUAAGGAGUUGGCGGUUACAAUACUGACUUUGCGUUUCUCUUUUUGGCAUUUAGAAAGGCAUUGUACCAUACAAUUAUCUGCAGCCAGUGGAACUGCGCUUUCAACAAACUCAGGUAAUAACCAUACAACGAGUACAUGGGUUUUUUUUUUCACUAAACAAUGCGUUGCGAUUAAAAUAAAUAAAUAAAAAUAAUGAAUUACAAAUUUUAGAUUAAAAUAGUGGAUUUGGAAACAUUCUCCAACCCAGCUAUAGUCCGUACAUGAUCAUAUUUUUUUAGCCCGUGUAUUGCAAUGUGUUCAACUCAGCAUGAUUCAAUACUCCAUGAAUAAAGCAAAGCUGUUUUUUGUUUUUUUUUUACUUUGAGAAAGUGCAACCCAAUUGCCAGUCUAUAAAUACAAAAAGAUAACUAACACACCCACUAAAUUUUCUGCAGAAUACUCUUUAUAUGUAUUUGCGUACUCAUCUAGAACUAGAGAUAUUUGGAGUUAUGCCGGAGAAUAAAAAAUCCGUUACCCUGAGUUCUACUCACUAAACUGGAGAGUGUGAAGAACUGGUAUAUUUUAAGUGAAAAUACUGGAGUUGGAAAAGUUGUUGAUUUGGACAAUGUUUUAUGAUUUGGCUGUUUUGGCCCAAAAUAUGCAGCUCCCAAAUCCAUUCUUCAAAUUUCCUGGUUUACGAAUUCUAUAAUCAAAUAUUAUUUAGAGCAAUAUCCUCUGUAUAUAUUUCUUCCACCCUUUGUAUUCCGGUGUUCUAAGGUUACUUUACCUUUUUAAGAAUAUCUAUUAAAUGUUAUAUUUUAUGUGUCAAGUUUAUUAAGGACAUUAUUUAACCAGGACAGGAUUAUGUUCUUUUGUUUUGUCUAUUGAAAUUUCUUUGAAGGGUUAUCCCCUCUAAUCUGUCCUAAAGAUAGUUUCUAAACAUUCCAGCAGCUUCCUAUAGCUUUCUAAAGUUCAGUCUAAGCACAGUCAAGGCGCGCACACAGCAUUGGAGACGAGAAAGAGAAAUGUUUUUAAUUCUUCUCCUCUUUGUAGGUCAGGCAUAGGUAACCUUCGGCACUCCAGAUGUUUUGGACUACAUCUCCCAUGAUGCUUUGUCAUGAUUAUGGGGGAUGUAGUCCACAACAUCAGAUGUGCCGAAGGUUGCCUAUCCCUAAUAUAGGUGCAAAGUACAGGGUUUAUACCAGUGAUUGGCACGAAGCCAAGAUGGAGGUAGUCAGCUCCAGGUUAGAAAAAAAAAAUACACCGCAGUACAUUUCUGUAUUUAUUAUAUUUUCAGACACAAAUAUAUAUGUUAAAUAUCAUUGAUAAGUAAACAUAAAUCCUUAAUGACCAAUCACAUAUCAUGUCGCCCUUAUCAUAGGAUUUGUUUAACUCGUUGUGAUGGAGUUAAAAAGCAGUGACUUUAACUGGGUUCCAUAAAAGGAGGGUCCUGGUCUUUAUUGUUCUGCACUAAUUUCACUAAAAAUACAGAAUACAAGAAUUACGUUUAUAUAUCUUUCAGCCUGCUGCAUCACAUGAAGUCCCCUCAACCAGUGUCCCACCAGAGCAGAUAGACAUCCCAGCACCACCGACUAUUGUACCCCCUGCGAGACCUAACAGUGAGUAGUGAAUUAUUACAACAAUUAAGAUGAACCCAAAUAGUUUGCUUUAAGCACAUUUGUACUGCACAAGUUUGCACUGAACUAGCUAAGAAAACAAUCACAACCAUAUCUUUUACUACUGAAUGUAAACUGUAAAGAUCACUUUCUGAACAGUUUUAGCGCUUGGUUAGGAAAAGUAUCGUUAGAUGCACUCACUCUGUGAGAAGGAUGCUAGGAUAUUGCAGAGUGCUUUUCUACAUGAUUUGACCUGAAUGCCUCCUUUCUGGGCAGAUUUUGUAAUGACCAGUGACAGAAGUGAUCCCCUGUCCUGAUUUUAUACGUGCCAACGUACUCAUACAACUUUUUGGAUCUAAAACAUACAUAAAUCAUUUUUGUAUUAUACCACGACAACAGUUACAGAAUUACAUAUUUUCUUUUCUUAUUUAGCAGUUAAAUCCAGUACCAAUGAGAAGCAGAAAACAGCAUGUUCGGUAAGAGUUGUACUACAAAGUAACCUGCAGGACAAAACCAUUGAUAGUUUACAUUAAAACAGUUCAUGCUACGGAUUGUGCAAAAUGAGAACAAGAAAUAUUUGGUACUUAUGGUACUUUUUUUGGGGGGUUCUAUAAAGUAAUAGAACAUGGGAGAAGCAUAUCCAAGGUUUGUGAAGCUGAAGUAAUAGGAAGUAUGAUAACUAACUCUGGGAGUUAGACACGAAUACAUUGGACCAUUUAUAUAUAGGGAUAGAAGGAUCUUUUAUUCCUGGGAGCCAAAGACUGAUAACAGCCUAUUAUAGAAGAAUUUCUUGUACUUUCUUUGUUGUUGCUCUGUUUUUACCCUUAGGCAAGAUGAGAUAUGUACUGGCUGGGCUGGUGACCUCUUUGAUGUCUUUAUUACAGGAACAUCUUUACAUGGUUAAAGUUUACUACAAAUACACAGUAGCAAUACAAACACCACACAAGCUUGCAUAUGAAGAUCUUCUCUUACUGAUCAGCAGCAAAUUGAAGUGUACACCCUGCAGUAUCAAGCUCAGGUAAGAUCAAUUAUCAAAGAAUAAUAGAGAGGUGUUCAUGAAAUUUGUGCUUAAUCCCUUUAGGACCAUACAUUACUAUGACAUUUAGAAUCUCCAUAAAAUCUGUCAGUCAGUAAAAGUGAUUGGGAAAGGUGGAGACAGUCAGCACAAAGCUUUGCCAGAUGGCAUCCAUGGGAAAGACUUUCAAGCUGUAUCCAAACCCUUAUUCAGAAAGAUCCUGGUAUUGGGUAUUUGUGAACUCUUGGGUAGGCUAAUGAACCAGCCAUGGUCUUGCUGUAGAGAGAUGAAUAAGUCUGUUAAGGACCUCUUGUUCAUUAAAGUAAAGGGCAAGAGCAAAAGCACAGGUGGUAGCCUGGGGCCACAAUACUCAAAAGUAAGUGUUGUCCAUGAUGCGGUGUCAGACCUUGCAGAAAACAAAAACAAACAUUUGCACCUGCCACUGUUGCAGAAGAUGGUUAGAGUUGGACCCCUCCACAGAGACUUGGAAAAAGUUGGUGGGCAUCUGGGCCUUCUAAAACUUGGAACACAAGCCUGGCUUGGACUUCUAACCUUGCUUAGUGGACAACAAUUACAAAGAAAGACCCCUGCUGGCCCCUACUUUGCUUGUUUUAGGAAUGGAAACACCUUAAAUAUCACCCAUCAGCAAUAAAAUUCUUCCUGAGACUGAAAAGCACUCUUAGCCAUAAACACCUUCAAGAUAGGGGCUUCCAAAGGCCAACCCAGGUGAUCCUCAAAAAGUGGUGCAUCACAAGCCUCAAUUUAGAACACUGGUAGACAGUUAAACCACAGGACCCUACACAAGAGAAUCUGCAAAGUAGAGUUCCUGGCGAAAAUUCUCAGAACAUCAAUGGAAGUAUUUAGCAUGUAGGUAAAAAAUGCGGAAUUGCACACUCUGUAAGUGUUUCCCAGAUGAGACUCCAACACUUAUAGGUUGAUAGCAGCUUUUUAAUCAGAGAAUUUUUCGAAGUGUUUUACUAACAUUUAAUACACAAGGAUUGACUUUAUAUAGUUUAUUCAUCCAUUACAAAAUAUCUAUGUUAUACAGUGAUACUGUUACAUUUUUUUAGUUUCAAAGAUGGAGAUGCUGAUGUAACACUGAAUAAGGACAACAUAGAAAAAGCUUGGGAGUUAAUCACAGACAAUUGCCUGAAACUGAAGUGCACCGAUCUAGAGGUAAGAGAAAAACAAUACUUACUGUAACAGGCCAACAAAGAUGAAGGGAUCGGAUAACCAGGACAACACAAGACCACCUAACAUACCUUCCCUGGCAGAUUCUCUGCUAGUGCAGUACAUCCUUGAAUCAUAACGAACAUUGGUCAUAACAUUUAGAUUUCUCUCUCUAGGCAGAGGAAUCCCCUGUGGUUGUAGAGGAGAUUGACAGUCAAAAUACUCUCCAAGAUCAGGGAAACACAGAAAUCCAUGUGACUGCUCUGUUUGACUAUGAAGCUUCACAACCAGAAGAUUUGUCUUUUAAGAAAGGAGCAAUAAUUAAAGUACUGUCUAAAGGUAAGUGUUGCUGGUAGGAUUCUAGGUACAAACUAAAGAGUAAAUAGAGUAAACAGAGAAAACAAAGAAAGUAUUUGACAGAAAAUUAAACAAGAUGUAGAAAUGGCAGUGCUUGAGAUAUCUGUAUUAAAAAGAGUUACUUUAACACAUAGGGUUACUUCAAGCAUCAUGUUUAUGUAGUAGACCAUGAAGAAAUUAGAUUUACCCACUAAUUGAUUUGCAUUAAAAACAGGUCUGUCCCAUGCACCAAAUUAACACUACUAUGUUGACCUCAUGCAGUAUGCACUAUAUAUUAACAUAAAGUCCUGUUUUCACAGUUUCCAAGGAUUGGUGGGAAGGUGAACAUCAGGGAAAAGUGGGAAUCUUUCCUACAGCGUUUGUAAAAUAAAAUAAAAAAAGACUAUUUCAGAAAACCAGUUUCAGCCGUCAAAGUCCGUAAAAAUAAUAUUUAAAAUUGUGUAUUUAAUCCCUUGUUUUGCACUGAAGAGAUUAAAAUAAAUUUAAAAAAUUGUUUUAAAAAUUGGUCCAGAUUUCCGUUGUGAAUUUUGUACAUUGUUAUUUUAUUAUGUUGCAUGUAUUACAUAUUUGAUAUAUAUGUGGCUUGAUACAUUUUACACAUGGUAAUAGUUUUAUAUUAUGAACCUUUUCUGCUGCAGUAUAUAUGUGAGGCAUUUGAAAUGCCAUUAAAAACAAAAUAGCAAGUGGUACUUGGGUGCCAAGCAAUAUAAAAUUAUUGCUUGGAUUGGUAAGUGCUACAGGCUGUGUCAAAAUUUGAGCAAUGAUGAAUUUGUAUUCCAAUUGACUUCAGGCAGAAAGCAGACCCUUCAUCACCACAAUAAUUAUGUAUGUCUGUAGAUUAGAUCUGAGGAUAUUGCUCCAAGUCUAAAGUCAUUUUUUUUUUUAGUAAUAACAUUUAAAUGCUGAUGCUACCUGCUAUCACUUGUGGCUGGAAAAUAUACCUGCAGGAAGACCUGAAACCACUGUAGAUAAUCCAGAGAAGAGCUAUAAAAGGAACGUUCCAAGCACCCUGAACACUACAAUCUCCUGCAGUGGUUGUGGUGCCAGGAGUGUCUUGAAGCUAUCCCAGUGUAAUCCAUCAAUUCAGCUGAUGCGCUCAGCCAACAAAAGUUACCCUGCUUACCUCAGUAAUGCUAACUAGAUUCUUCUGCAGGAGAAUCUUGAGGCACAGUAUGCAGCCAUAGGUGCCAGCUGCACACCUUUUUAAAACAGUUUGAUAAAUUACACUGGGAGGGCAUAAAAACACUCCUGGCACCAGAACUACAGUGCACUGUUGGUGUUUUGGUGCCAUGCCAACCCAGAGUCAUUUGUCAAAC